AAGCUCAAUGAGCAUCGUGCACUCCAGCAUAUGAGUAUUCGUGCAACUAACACUGCAGCAGCACGUGAUGUUCAGUCUACUUUGGACACCAUUUUCAAGAUGCUUGAUAGUCUUGCUGUCCGAACAGGAAUCUACACAUGUCUCUUCGCCUCACGUGGACAUGUGUACGACACUGCACAGGCAACAUGGUCUGGAACUGACAAUGUCAUGGACUUCUGGGAGGAUGUUGUCCAAAUGGAGGCCGACAAAAUCACAUGA
This is a messenger RNA of Suillus plorans, 258 nucleotides long. RefSeq lists its product as uncharacterized. NCBI's taxonomy places the organism in Eukaryota, Fungi, Basidiomycota, Agaricomycetes, Boletales, Suillaceae. The transcript is spliced from 2 exons. The annotation marks the transcript as partial. The record is from RefSeq and is a predicted model, not a curated record.